This is a messenger RNA of Rosa rugosa (rugosa rose), 1468 nucleotides long. Its product is annotated as NDR1/HIN1-like protein 26. The coding region runs from base 44 to 790 and encodes 248 amino acids. The transcript has a single exon. Gene Ontology annotation, cellular component: plasma membrane. The record is from RefSeq and is a predicted model, not a curated record. NCBI's taxonomy places the organism in Eukaryota, Viridiplantae, Streptophyta, Magnoliopsida, Rosales, Rosaceae.
CUAGCAUAGCAUCUGAUCUAGCGCAUCGUCUUUUUCUCCUUCAAUGGCUACUAUCCAAGACGACAAGACAGUCACUGGCUAUCCGGUUCAGCCGGGUCAAGUCCCUACCGGUUACCGAUCCGCUCCGCCCUAUCCCUUCCCACCACCACCACCACCACCGGAGUUCCACUACAACCCCCAGCCCGCUGGGCCCAAUAAGCCCACCUCCUUCGUCCGCGUCCUGAUGGGAUUCUUCGCCGUAUCUGCAGUCAUUAUCUUAAUAACCUUCUUGAAUUGGCUGGUGAUGCACCCUAAACUCCCGGAGUUCAAGGUCGAAUCGGCCACCGUGUCCCUACUCAACGUGACUCGCUCCGAGUUAACGGCCACGUGGGACAUCAGCCUCCUCUCCACCAACCCCAACAAGAAACUCAGAAUCAACUACGACCACGUCGAGGCCUCGAUUGUCUACGGCGACCACAACCACAUCAGGCUCGGGAGAACGCCGUUGCGUCCCUUCGUUGUGAACCAUAGGAACCAGACACGUAUAGACAUGAAACUCGGAGCGGUGAGUGAAUGGGUCGGCAAUGACGUGGCGAAUGAAAUCUCCGACGACAGGUCUCGGGGAUUGGUGACUUUUGGAGUCAGGCUGAUGGCUUCUGUGAGGUUUAAGUGUGGACUAUGGCUGUCGAAAUCCCGUUUGUUGCUGGUCACCUGCGAUCGGGUCGAUUUAGGGUUUUCUCCGAAUAAUGGGACCGGCUCGUUGACGGGUCAGUCGAGGGAGUGCCGGGUUCACUUCUAUUCAUUGUUUUGAGCUGUGAGUAAGAGUUAGUAUUCAGAUGGUUUUCUGGUAAGCUCAAACUUUUUGAAGCAAUUGGGGUCCUUGUUUGUGAUUUUGAGCUAUGGAUUAUAUGGGAGAUUUUCUCGAUUCUUUGUUCUGUUUUGCAUUGUUAAUACAGUGCCUUUGUUCUUUCAAACUAGAUUUUAUUACUAGAUGCUGAAGUUUAUAUUCUGAACAAUUUGCAUUGAGUUAUGAUAUACUAGCUAGUUGUCUCCGAGCAUUGACUUUGAAGAUAAUAUCUUUCUUGUAGUGGCGUAUUUCCCUGCCCAGGCCUAUGUAGUGACCUCAAUCAAGCUAUUAUCUUCCUUGCUUUUGUUCAAAGUAGUGAAGCUUCAAAAGAACUAUAAAGCAAGUUGUUUUUAGUAUUGGAGUUGUGGUUUCCAAGCUUUCAUGCUAGAUCAUUUCUUUUAUGUGCUUAAUGCUGGUUUUAGUGCUCAAGUUGUCAUUCUAUAUGUGCUGGUCAAGUCGAUGAUAUUGGAAACUGUAUAUCGUUCUUCCUAGGAACGCUGAUCUACUAGCGACUCCCAGGUGGUGGGAUUUUGGGAAUAUAUUGAUAAAUUGCUGAUGUCUUUGCUUUUAGGCUUUAGUCAUGUAGUGGUCUUCCAUAUCAGUUCUAGUUAUAGGAAUUUAGUUUUUAUGCUUCUAUGCUCA